CGCCAUGGAAAAUUUGUCAAUUGUUCUUUGUUUAGAUCAUCGCAUUUGAGCAGCAAAUUCAAAUAUGUCGAUUUUGCAGGCCAGCAAAAUCGGCCAGUUUAUCAGCUUUAAGAACUUACGUCCAUUGCUGCAUCAAACUCGUUGCUGGGCCAAAGCUUCAAAUGACGACAACAAAUCCCCGGCUCAACCGGUCGCAAGGGAGAAACGGUCUAAGGAGCUGGACCUGACGUUCAACAAUCCCGAGGAAGCGUUCAGGAGCAAAACAUCAGCAGAAUUGGUACGAGCCUAUGCAGUUUAUACGCUUUGUUCGGUGAACUUCAUUGUGAACCACAACAUGAUGUUGAUGAAGCUGUGCAGGAAACUCUUGGGCGAUACGAUAUUCACGAAACUGAUGAAGGCGUCAUUCUACGGACAUUUUGUGGCCGGUGAAGAUCAGGUCGCAAUUGGUCCAGCCAUAGCACGGAUGAAGCAGUUUGGCGUCGGAUCAAUUUUGGAUUACUCGGUCGAGGAAGAUUUAUCUGAAGAGGAGGGACAAAAGCGUGGCAGGGAGGGAUUUUCGACAGACGGCAAAAUUGUCGCGGAUGAGUUAAAAGACCUGCCUCAGUACACGGUGGAUAAGAUCAGUCUCGAUCGCAGAUAUAAGGUGUCCAGUGCCCGAGUUUACUUUUACGAAGACGAGCGAGCUUGCGAUCGGAACAUGGAGAUAUUUUUGCAGUGUUUGGAUACGGUUAAGAAGACUUCUCCAGGAAGCGGGAUCAUGGCCAUCAAAAUGACGGGUUUGGGCAAACCCAAUCUGCUGCUGCAACUUUCGGCCGUCAUCACCAGGGCUAGGAACUACAUGACGGAAUUGGGCGGAGGCUCCGGCAAUGUUCUGAUGCAUCAAAAAACAGUCAAAGAUUUGAAACGCUAUCUUAAAGGUGCGGCAGAUCAAGCUGAAAUCAAAAGUUUCCUCAAACAAAUGACGAUUAAUAAGGGUAGAGUCGUUCAUUUAUUUCCGUGGUCUGGAAUUAUCGAUGAAAAAUACGAACUCAGCAAAACAUUUCGGGUACCGGACCCGACAACUGGACAAAUGAGACGAUUGGUUUCACAAAUUCCUCCCGAAGAAGAAGAAAAGUUCCGAAACAUGAUCCGAAGGUUAAAUACCAUUAUCAAAACAGCAAAAGAGGCCAACGUUCGAGUGAUGGUAGAUGCCGAACAAACUUACUUCCAACCGAUCAUAUCUCGGAUAACGGUUGAAAUGAUGCGAAAAUACAACACUGAAAAACCGAUCGUGCUCAACACGUAUCAAUGCUAUUUGAAGGAAGCUUUCCGAGAAGUCAGCGCUGAUCUGGAACAGGCUCAACACCAAAAUUUUUACUUCGGUUGUAAAUUUGUCCGAGGUGCUUACAUGGACCAGGAAAGAGAACGAGCCAAAACGCUCAACUACGAAGAUCCCAUCAAUCCUGACUACGAAGCCACAACGGAAAUGUACUUCAAAAAUAUUCGAGAAGCUUUCAGUCGUAUCAAAGCUUUGAAGGAGUCCGGAAAAGAUCCCCGCCGGAUUUCGAUUACAGUUGCUUCACACGACGAGGACACGGUCCGAUUUGCGAUCCAAGAAAUGAAGAAGAACGGCAUCUCCCGGAAGGACAACGUUGUCUCCUUCGGGCAGCUGUACGGAAUGUGUGAUUACAUAACCUUUCCGCUGGGCCAAGCUGGUUACCCGGUCUUCAAGUAUGUUCCGUACGGUCCGGUUACGGAAGUGCUGCCUUACCUUUCGCGAAGGGCGGCCGAAAAUAGAGGCGUGCUGAAGAAGAUCAAAAAGGAAAAAAGUCUGCUGCUGACAGAAAUCAGGCGGAGACGGUCUUCUGGCCAAUGGUCUUACGUGCCCAAAGCCUAGCGGAAACGCAAUUACUUAACACUAAAUUUAAAACACGAAUAAA
Molecule: messenger RNA, 1919 nt
Organism: Uranotaenia lowii
Lineage: Eukaryota; Metazoa; Arthropoda; Insecta; Diptera; Culicidae
Product: proline dehydrogenase 1, mitochondrial-like
Exons: 1
Coding region: 65-1876 (603 amino acids)
Cellular component (GO): mitochondrion
Molecular function (GO): proline dehydrogenase activity; FAD binding
Source: RefSeq, a predicted model, not a curated record